Triplophysa rosa is the source of this 2125-nucleotide messenger RNA. It is a transcript of the gene snx10a, whose product is annotated as sorting nexin 10a. The transcript has 6 exons. NCBI's taxonomy places the organism in Eukaryota, Metazoa, Chordata, Actinopteri, Cypriniformes, Nemacheilidae. The coding region runs from base 915 to 1592 and encodes 225 amino acids. Gene Ontology annotation, molecular function: phosphatidylinositol binding. Gene Ontology annotation, biological process: intracellular protein transport. The record is from RefSeq and is a predicted model, not a curated record.
UUCACAUAGGCUAUCCAUGAGAGUGCAAACUUUUCAAUCACAGGCUCAGAGGCACCUGAGCUGCACUUGUACAUUACACCAAGAGAAAACGAAAAGGUGAGAAGAGUAAAUUAAUGUAUAGGGUGAAUGAGCUAAAAUGAUUUUGAAAUAAAACGUUUGUAUUGUGAUAUGGAUGCAAUUCAGCUGUGUCCUGGGCAGUCGCACCUGUUUCGUUUUACAGUUCAUCGCUACCAGACAAGCGCGUCACAUUUUGUUAACACCAUUGUAACAUUGAUUGCAGAUACAUUUUUUGUUUGUUUGUUUGUUUAUUUAAUUAUUGUAUAUUUGUGGGUAUGUGUCGAUUUUUACAGUAACGUGAAAGUAGAAAUGCAAUAUAGUAGAUACAAAAUUCGGAUGGAAACCUUCAAGCAAUAAAUCAUGGAGAUCCAGUUCAUUGUGUAGGUUAUAGGGUCACUUAAAUGUUUCUGCUGGUCAAUAGCUUUGCAUUCUUAGUCAGAGUAAUUAUGUUAUUUUCCAAGUGAAUAAAUUGAGUAUCAAUGAAGUCAUUGAGGAUGUUGCAUGAAUGGACUAAAGACGGUGAUUCUUAUUUUGUUGUGUUUAAGGAAAAGUGGUCAGCUUUAUGGAUUGAGAAAUAUUCCUCACUGAUAGGUCUUACGGAAUGUGGCGAUUUUCUUUUCCAUUGACAAUUAAAUAAAUAAAUCAUUAAUAUCUCCAUUAGUGAUUGAACAGGCUGUUUAGCAUUGGAAAAUAAUAGUUUCAAUGUCUUUGAGCCUUUUCAUUAUCUUUGAGUUGUCUUAAUCUUUUGUUGUUAUUUCUUUGUAGUUUAUGCAUUGUUAAACCCCAACCCUAUUAAGAAGAGAGCUAAACUAAUAUAAAUUGUCAAAUAGCCUCUCUUUUCCAGUCAAGUCUCUGACAUGGACAGCACAAGCUUUGUGAAGGAGUUUAUAAGCCUUUGGGUGCGUGAUCCUCGGGCACACAAGGAGGAUUUUUGGCACACGUACAUCGACUAUGAGAUCUGUCUUCAUACCAAUAGCAUGUGUUUCCAGAAGAAGACCUCUUGUGUUCGGAGGAGGUACAGUGAAUUUGUGUGGCUGCGCCAGAGACUGCAGUACAAUGCUCUGCUCAUAGAGUUGCCUAAACUUCCUCCCGGGAACCCAUUCUUCAAUUUCACUAGUGAGUUCCAGGUCAGUCAACGGAUGCAGGGGCUUCAGCAGUUUCUCCAGAAAGUUCUAGAGACGCCAUUACUGUUAUCAGACAGUCGGCUGCACCUGUUUUUGCAGUCACAGCUGAGCAUUGCAAAAAUGGAUGCGUGCGCACAGGGGCAGACGCAUUACACUGUCGCGCAGGCGAUACACCGAUGUCCCUGCGACGCACGUUUUCCCAUAGAGGAGCAGUGUCACGAAGAAGACAGCAAAACGUUCUGGGACUCUGACUGUGAUAGUACAACAUCGUCAGGUUUGGGCCAAAGUGUAGGACCUUCCACACCUGUUGAUGAGAGCCUUGCCCAUGAAUUUCAAACAACAAUCUCUGAGGCAGAACUCUUUAGCAGCCUGUCUACAUCACCCAGCAACCAGCAGCAUGUUCACUCUUGACAUACACUCUGACAAAGAGCCCCAAAUGCUGCUGACAGCCUCCAAAGUUGUAUUUGGAUGCAUGCUCAUGUAAGAUAGUCUUGGUUUUCUACUGUUUUAUAUUAUGUUCGUCAGCUUCCUGUUUUUUCAGUGCCUUGUUUAAAUUUCUGUGGUCGUCACAUUAAGUAUUCAUCGAUGACUAAAGAAAUUACUUAACCAAUGGUUCAGGUGUGAAAUGGGAUGGUUUACAGCAUCAUUCUUAAUGUGUUUCUUCAGUGAUACUGUAGUAUAGAUGAGGUUUUAUACAUGCCUGAUAAAGAAGCAUUUUAAACACAGUGUCAGCAUUUUUCUGUGUAGAUAUGCUUUUGUUUAAUAAGUUUUAGAAGACUAUUAGUAAGAUGGCAAUGCAUUAGUACUUUAAAUGUUUCUUAAAAUCAUAUUUUGUGUUUUUUUUAUUAGUAGUGCUAAAACUUUUGAAGUCUGAAAAUGUGUGAGGAUAAGAAUGUGUUUUUUAAAAAAGAAUAUUUUAUUGUAUAUGUAUUGAUAAAUGAAUA